AUGAGCGCCAAACGCUAUGCAUUCCUCCCUAUGGAGGAGGAGGUGGGAGAGGAAAAGGGGGAGUCAUCGAAGAAGCCCUCGAAAAAGAGGAAGACCGAAGAUGCCGCUGCGCGGAAUAAGGCGGCGCUACCUGAUAUUCGAGAACGAUCGCGACAAGAAUACCUCAAGAAAAGAGAAGCCGAACGACUUGCUCUCUUGCGAAAACAGGUUGCAGAGGAGACGGACGAGUUGAGGAGCGGCGUGCGACUGUCGGAGAAAGAGAAAGCCGAAUUUGCCAAGAACAGAGAGAUCCUGCGACUGGCCGAAGAGCGACUUAACAUUGAUGAUCAUCGAGAUGGAUACUACAUGCCCGAGGACUACAUCACCGAGAAAGGAAGACUCGAUCGCAAGAAGAAGGAAGAGGUACUAUAUAAGAAGCACAUCGAAAGAGAUCAGUUCGGGCGGGAGAAAUUCGUCACAGAGCAUGAAGAAUGGGAACGGGAACAAACCACAAAGGUGAAAGCGCAAAUCCAGCGCGCCGAAAGAGAGAACGACGAUUACGACCUUGUUAUGGACGAAUCGCAGUAUAUUCAGUGGAAGUCGGACGCGAGAAUGCCUGGCGACCGUCAAAAAUUGACCCAAGAACAACAAGCCCUGAUGGCGCGGAUCGAUGAAGCCGAGAAGAAGGCACUAUCAAUACAGGAGACACGAAAGAGCCUGCCUAUUUACCAAUAUCGAGACGAGUUCCUCGCUGCGCUGGAGAAGUUUCAAGUCCUCGUCAUUGUCGGAGAGACUGGCAGUGGAAAGACGACUCAGCUACCACAAUAUCUCCACGAGGCGGGUUAUACCAAGAACGGCAUGAAAGUGGGAUGUACACAACCUCGUCGAGUGGCCGCCAUGAGUGUAGCAGCUCGUGUGGCUGAUGAAGUAGGUGUCAAAGUCGGUAGAGAGGUCGGAUAUACGAUCCGAUUCGAGGACUGCACCAGCGACAAGACCAUCCUCAAGUACAUGACCGAUGGAAUGUUAUUACGAGAAAUCAUGACAGACCCUGAACUCUCGUCGUAUUCAGCGCUGAUGAUCGACGAAGCUCACGAACGCACAGUACACACUGAUAUCCUCCUGGCGCUACUCAAGGAUCUCUCGAGAUCGCGACCUGAUUUGAAGCUGCUGAUUUCGUCAGCUACCAUGAACGCUGAGAGAUUCUCGGAGUAUUUCGACAACGCUCCCAUCUUCAAUAUUCCUGGUCGAAAAUACCCAGUCGACAUUUACUACACACCCGCUCCCGAAGCGAAUUAUCUGACUGCGGCCAUUGUAACAACAUUUCAGAUUCACACAACACAACCCAAGGGUGAUAUUCUAAUUUUCUUGACCGGACAAGACGAGAUUGAAGCCGCGGAGCUUGAGCUUACUCAGACAGCAAAAAAGCUCGGCAACCGCAUCAAGGAACUUAUCAUCUGCCCAAUUUACGCAAACCUACCGUCCGAUUUACAGGCGAAGAUCUUCGAACCAACACCAGAAGGAGCUCGUAAAGUCAUUUUGGCUACCAACAUCGCCGAAACCAGUUUAACCAUUGAUGGAAUUGUCUACGUUAUUGAUAUUGGUUAUGUCAAGGAAAACGUCUACAACCCCGCCACCCGUGCGUCAAACUUGGUUGUUGUUCCUUGCUCGAGAGCAUCUGCAAACCAGCGAAGUGGCCGAGCCGGUCGUGUUGGACCAGGAAAGUGUUUCCGUCUAUAUACAAAAUUCGCAUACAUGAACGAAAUGGACGAAUCAACUACACCAGAAAUCCAGCGAACAAACCUAAAUGGUGUUGUGCUUCAACUGAAAUCCCUAGGCAUCAAUGAACUGCUUGAUUUCGAUUUCAUGGAUCCUCCGUCUAAAGACUCUCUCAUUGGUGCGCUGAAUCAGUUAUAUGCUCUGCAAGCGCUGAAUCAUCGUGGCGAGUUGACCAAAAUUGGCCGACAGAUGGCUGAAUUCCCUACAGACCCUUUGCUAGCCAAAGCAGUGCUGGCUGCCGGCAAGGAAGGCUGCGUCGAAGAGGUUCUGUCCAUUGUAUCGAUGCUUGGUGAAGCUUCUACGCUGUUCUUCCGACCCAAGGACAAGAAGAUUGAAGCAGACAGCGCCCGAAACCGAUUCACAAUCAAGGACGGAGGUGACCACGUCACACUCCUGAACAUUUGGACCCAAUGGGUUGACAGCGGUUUCUCCCCCAUCUGGGCGAAGGAGAACUUCCUUCAACAACGGUCUCUCACAAGGGCACGCGACGUUCGUGACCAACUAGCAAAGCUGUGCGAAAGGGUCGAAGUCGAGUUGUCUACGUGUGGCAUCUCCAACCUUCUGCCCAUCAAACGAGCCAUCACAUCGGGAUUCUUCCUCAACGCUGCACGGCUGCAGAAGAGUGGUGACGGUUAUAGGAUGGUGAAGAGCAAUACAGCCAUGUGGAUCCACCCAAGCAGUGUCAUGAUGUCCGUUGACCCCCCGGCAAAGACGGUAAUUUAUUUUGAGCUUGUCCAAACGACCAAGGAUUAUAUGCGUAGUGUGAUGCCUAUUGAGCCAAAAUGGCUAGGGGAAUUGGCACCGCAUGUGUAUAAAAAGGAGGAUAUGGAGGAAUUGGUGGCGAAGAAGAUGCCGAAAGAACGGAAAUAUAGGUAA
Messenger RNA from Fusarium musae, 2631 nucleotides. It is a transcript of the gene CDC28, whose product is annotated as Cyclin-dependent kinase catalytic subunit. The transcript has a single exon. The coding region runs from base 1 to 2631 and encodes 876 amino acids. The record is from RefSeq and is a predicted model, not a curated record. Gene Ontology annotation, molecular function: ATP binding; RNA binding. Lineage: Eukaryota; Fungi; Ascomycota; Sordariomycetes; Hypocreales; Nectriaceae. Gene Ontology annotation, cellular component: intracellular anatomical structure; catalytic step 2 spliceosome.